Vicia faba (fava bean) is the source of this 783-nucleotide messenger RNA. The record is from the annotation of a GenBank genome assembly. Lineage: Eukaryota; Viridiplantae; Streptophyta; Magnoliopsida; Fabales; Fabaceae.
AUGAAACUGUCGCGCUUUGAGUUGUGGUACUUACUGAUUCUUUCUAAUGAAAGCUUCUUUAUUAAGCGGGUUCCAGAUUUAAAGUUGAAAAAACGUGACUUGGAAUCUAUGUCGUGUGUGCCAGCAAGAACGGGGAGACAAAGACAGCGUUAUGAAGACAACCUUCGACUUGUUUCUGGAUGUAUUCCGUAUAGAAGGAGAAAGGAGAAUGGAGACCAAAUGGAAAAGACUGGGGAAAUGAUAGAAGUACUUAUGGUUUCUUCGCCAAAACGUGAUGACCUUGUAUUUCCAAAGGGUGGUUGGGAGGAUGAUGAGACUCUCAUAGAAGCUGCUUGUCGCGAAGCUUUAGAAGAAGCGGGAGUUAAAGGAAUUUUAAGAGAAACUCCAUUAGGGAUGUGGGAAUUCAGAAGCAAAAGCAGUCAGGACUUGUGUAGUAUGGAAGGAGGCUGCAGAGGAUACAUGUUUGCCUUGGAGGUGACUGAAGAACUUGAGGCAUGGCCUGAGCAGAACAAUCGUGCUCGCCAAUGGUUAAGCAUAAAAGAGGCAUUUAGACUCAGCCGAUACGAUUGGAUGUGUAACGCACUCGAGGAGUUUACAAAAGUUAUGGCAGAGGAGAAUGUCAUCGAUCCUCCUUCAGUUAUCCCAACAGAUGCUUCAGAAUGUCAAAGUGUGUCGCCCAACUGCUAUAAAAGAUCCUCGAAUAUGCAGCACCACGGCGUGCCUUCUAAAGCGAAUCUACUGCAACGCGCUUCUCAAGAGAUAGCCAUCCAUUUUGGCUAUUGA